This is a messenger RNA of Rotaria socialis, 1056 nucleotides long. The record is from the annotation of a GenBank genome assembly. Lineage: Eukaryota; Metazoa; Rotifera; Eurotatoria; Philodinida; Philodinidae.
AUGCCCUCCAUUGGGCGUCAUCGAAGUUAUUCAUUUAGUCAAAAAUCGAUUCAUUUCGGUCGAUGUGUUAAACGUCAAUUUAUUCGACGUUUUUCAUCUCUAACAUCACAAGUUAAUCAUUCUAGAAAAGAAAAUGUUCUUAGUUUACUUCCUCAAACUUACAAUAACACUUUCAACUUAAAUAAAUCGGCACUAUCAGAAUCAGGUAGAAUGCUUACAAUACUCAAUCAUAACCAAGAAUUACCUUCAAUAAUACAUAUUCCUCGAGCACCACCAUUGCCAGCGAAUUUCAGUGAAAAAAUUUCAUCCGAAACAAUAAAAUCAACUGAAUUCUCUAGAGCUAUUAAAAAUCACACAAGUUCAAUUACACCAUCGGGCACAGAUCUAUCGCAAUCCAUGCUUAUUCGGCCAAGUCAAGUCAAUGAAUCAUCAUCAAUAAUCCCAAUCAUAAAGUCAAAAGUCUAUGCAAAUCCUAUUGCUAAACCUAAUUUACGAAAUCGUCGUCGUACACCAUUGACACCUGAUGUUCUUGCUCUAACAAAACUUCGUCGUCCCGAACAUAUUAAAUCAAGUAUUGCACAACGAAUUGAAGAAUUAAAACAAGCUUCAUUAGUAAAUAGUCAAAUAUCCGAUGAGAAACCAUCGAUGAUUUCAACAGAAAAAACAAAUGAUCUUCUCGUUACAUGUGAAUAUAAAAAUAAUGAAGCAGAACGAAAUUGGCUUCAGCAACAAACACAAUCGAAUUCAUCAAUUCGAUUUUUAACUACAAAUAAUUAUUUACAAUUGAAUGAUCGUGUAUUUAUUAUACGUUCUAUUGAAUUUGUUGAUAAUAAAAGUGUUCGUUUUUAUGCUCAAGAACAAAACUAUGAAGAAAAUUUUCUCACAAAAUAUUUCAAACAAAUGAAUAUCGUUACUAUUUUAAUUAUUAGUAUAUUGCGUUUAAUUGAAAAUACUCUAUCCAAUUUAUCAAUACCAGGUAUACAAAUAGUAUUGAAUUUAAUUUAUGUAUUUAUUCUUAUUACUAUUGCAAUUAUUCUUUUAAUAAAUCAAAAAUAA